This is a messenger RNA of Drosophila innubila, 831 nucleotides long. RefSeq names its product cilia- and flagella-associated protein 299. The record is from RefSeq and is a predicted model, not a curated record. The transcript has 2 exons. Lineage: Eukaryota; Metazoa; Arthropoda; Insecta; Diptera; Drosophilidae. The coding region runs from base 12 to 716 and encodes 234 amino acids.
AAAAAAAAAAAAUGGUUGACGAAACUGUGGACUUAAGACUUGUAUAUUUUAAAAACUAUGAGGAUUAUCUGGACUCAUUCACAACAAAAAAAGAUGCUAUGUAUUUGGGGAACAAAAAGAUCGCACGUUCCAUUGUCAAAUUGGGAUAUCGCUCCACAGAACUACCCUACGAAGAGAGGGAGUUUGCGAGGCGAACCAAUUUGGCAAAGCAAUCGUUACGACCAAAAAUAAUGGGCAUCCAGCCAUUUAGUAGAUUUAUGUCUCCCGAUAACACCGAUCCAGUCCUACUUCAGUUCAAACAUCGUGAAUCACAAAUAUUCAACAAAGUGUUAUCGACAAUUGUGUUUAUCUCGUGUGAAUUGAUUUCGGGCUAUAUCGAUUUGGGAAUGAGUUGGCACAAUGCGAUUCGCAAUUCCUUUAAGCACACCGAUUGGAAAGGUAUAUUUGAAGGUCAUGCGAAGCUAAAACCAAGGUCAUAUCAUCUGAGCUACAGAAAUAAUAGAAACAAUGAGGUCCUAUUUAACGAUAGCGAUAAUUUCAAGGUAAUGCACGAUGAUGUUCUUGGCAUGAUAUUUAUGCACAAAGGUGAUCAUAAAUUGAUUCCUGUGGCUGGAGCAUGGAAUAAGUUUUCGAGAAAUGUAAAUCGUUCAAUGGCUGAUUCCCCUAUAUAUGGUACUGUCGUAUUUUAUGACCAUGUUGUCCGCAAAAAGGUAUAGCUGUAUUUGAGAAUUUGCCAUAUCAAAUUAAACAAAUGUAUCUUAUUAAUGUACCUUUUUAAUAAUUAUAAGAAAUUAAGUAGUAAAAGUACUCGAUUCGCUGGCGAAAGUCCAA